This is a messenger RNA of Lytechinus variegatus (green sea urchin), 936 nucleotides long. RefSeq lists its product as uncharacterized. Lineage: Eukaryota; Metazoa; Echinodermata; Echinoidea; Temnopleuroida; Toxopneustidae. The coding region runs from base 1 to 936 and encodes 311 amino acids. The record is from RefSeq and is a predicted model, not a curated record. The transcript has a single exon.
AUGACGCCCAGUACGGACAUCUCCACGAGUGAGAAAAGCCCUCACGCGGUCAAGCUGACAAGUCCAGAAAACAUCUUUACCAAAGUUACACAUCCGUUUCAGGAGAGUAAGCCUGAAAUAUCAAAGUCAACUAAAGGAUCGUUUAUACCAGGUCUUAUCGGAUCGUUUAUUUCGUUCGUGAGUAUCGUUUUGAUCGCAUCACUUGCUUACUGCAUCAGGAGGUUCAAAAUGAGCAUGGCUAGCAGGACCUUGAACGAUUAUGGUUAUGUAGAUGUGAUGAAUAUCGCAUCCUGUAAUGCUCUAUCAACUAAUUCGGCACCCCAAGGUUCAAGUUACGCCCCGCCCCCAUUGCCGGAUAGACCAAAUACAAACACUCUUGGACGUCAUAAGAUGGCAUUGGAAGAUAUGAAAGGUGGCGAGACAGAAGAGGUAAAUGAACAUGCUAGGAGAAACCCUACUUACCAAACACCCAAAACCGAUAAAGACUUUGACAAAGACGAGCGUCUCCUGACGGACGCAAGUCGACCAUCAGUGUAUGGAAAGGAGACAUCUGGCAAGGAAUUUUGUGAUGUCACAGAUGACUUGGCGAAAUCUUUCAGAAAUAAGGAAGAGAUUAAUACAUUGUCUCUUUACGGGGAUGAAAAUGUGGUGAAACAUGAGUACAUGGAUCUGAAAACAGCAUCGAAGAAGUCAAAAACAGAAGAUGUUGAUCUAAAUGGAUAUCUCCUACCAAGCAAAAGGUAUUUUGUACGAGAAUGCGUUGCAGCGGCAGAAGGACAAUCUUUCUCUAUGGAAGGAGUAUCGAACACAGGAAUUCCUCGCACUAAAGAUGGCAAGAAGCUGGCAUCAACGCAUGAAACGACACAUGGAUAUGAAAACUUUUCCCCAAAACCCGUCAUUGAGUAUGGUACAGAUCUCGAUGGGCCGUCUCCUUGA